Daphnia magna is the source of this 1364-nucleotide messenger RNA. RefSeq names its product C-type lectin Cal-like. Bases 408 to 1118 code for a protein of 236 amino acids. Gene Ontology annotation, molecular function: carbohydrate binding. The record is from RefSeq and is a predicted model, not a curated record. The transcript is spliced from 5 exons. Lineage: Eukaryota; Metazoa; Arthropoda; Branchiopoda; Diplostraca; Daphniidae. Gene Ontology annotation, cellular component: external side of plasma membrane. Gene Ontology annotation, biological process: biological process involved in interspecies interaction between organisms.
GCGAUGCAUUAAUUUGUUGUCAUUCUAGCUGUACAUUGGCUAGCAUUGGACAAUGAUUUCAGAUGACAACAAUUAGGUACAUUUUCGGAACAAAUUCCACGUUGCGGAACGCAUCAUAAAUCACUCAUCCAUCUUGGCAGUGAAUGGUAAAGUCAAGUGGUACUGGUCUCGAAAAAUUGAUCAGUUUAAGGGCAGGUUUAAGCAUUAUGUUUUAUUUCUUGUAAUAUUCUUUUCUUAUUUUCAGAGGAAGGUAAAUGAAGAAGAGAAAAUUUAAAAUGUGGUUAACCCGAAUCCUAAUCGCGUAAAUUGUGUUUUGCAACAUCCGGAUUGAUAAGUAAAACGACUCUAUUUCUUGAUUUUCGUUCUUGUUGUCAAUAGUUUAUUUGGAAACGACUUCCCGUUGAGAAAUGACGACUUCCAUUCGCCAGCGUUUUUGCUACCCGAGUUUCGCAGUUUCGCAGGUUAUUUUCUUGAUGGUCUGCUGGGCAAUGUUAUCAACACUUGGUUCUACUUCCGAGCACCUGCUACAAGAAAUGGAAACACUCGAAGAAGAGAUUUUCGCACUUAGCGAACCGGAUCAACUUGGAAAAGUCAUAGAAAGUUUCCUUAUUAAUAGGACGUGUCCCAAACAUUUCUGGAAGGAAAACUUCCCGUGUUGGCAGAUCAACGAUAAAUGUUACUGCGUCAUCAAACAACUUAAAACGUGGGUGACUGCUCUCCAUUUUUGCCGACAGUUUGGAAUGGAAUUGCUAUCGCUCGAGACGGAGGAAGAGGAGAAAAAUCUAGCCAAUUUCUUAAAAUCCCAAAAAUUUCAUAUCGAUGGGGGCACUUCUUUUCAUUGGGCGUUCUUUAUGUCGGGCAAUCGUCUUUACGGCAAGCGAACAACUUGGAUGUGGGCUGGUCUGGGCACUCCCAUGACUCGGAAGGUGGCGUGGAGUAAGGGUGAGCCGUCAAGAACAUUGGGCAAUUCACAUCCAGUGCUACAAGAAGAAUGUUUGGAUUGGAGUUUUAGAAAUCUUGCCCCAGUAACCGGCACCCCUACUUGGAAUGACAUGACCUGUGAUCACAGUCUCCGAAAUUUCAUUUGUGAAUUUCCAAUAACUCCACCAUCGCUCUGAUGCAUUAGUUGGUUACGCAGAACGGUAUUUUUUUUUUUUCCAAUCAAAAGAUGGACAUGGAAAAGCCUUUUACUUCUUUUCUUCUUUUUUGUUGUUUCUGUUUCGUGCCACUAGAUAUUAGAAUGCUGUGAGUGACUGUUGACUUUUGUUUGCGUAUUUUGUUUACUUUGAUCUUGAUUGGCUUCAAUUAAAAUCGCCUAAAAUCCCAAAACUAUUAAUCUAAAAUACAAUUUCUCUCACAGCAAA